AUGGCUGAAAAGGAUAGUCAAUCGUCGAAACGGAUUAACCAUACUUGGACAAUCGAAGAAGACAGGAUCCUUGUGGAAUGCCUUGUUGACUCUGGUUUACAUUGGAAAGGUGACAAUGGUUUCAAGGCUGGCUUCCCUAAUCACUUAGAGAAGCUGAUGGCUGAGAAAAUUCCUGGAUGCACAUUGAAGGGCACACCCCAUAUUACUUCUAGGAUCAAGCUGCUUAAAAGGCAUUACAAUGCCAUUGCUGAAAUGAUGGGGCCGAAUGGAGGAGGUGGUUUUGGGUGGAAUAAUAGGGACAAAAUGAUUGAUGUGGAGAAGAACAUUUUCAUGGACUGGGUUAAGCAUCAUCCAAAUGCAAAUGGUCUUUACAAAAAACCCUUCCCACACUAUGAUGCUUUAGGACCAAUUUUUGGGAAGGACAUGGCUAAUGGAGAGCAUGCUGAGGGUCCAGAGGAUGCUUGGGAUUGCUAUGGAUGA
This is a messenger RNA of Gastrolobium bilobum, 480 nucleotides long. RefSeq lists its product as uncharacterized. Bases 1 to 480 code for a protein of 159 amino acids. NCBI's taxonomy places the organism in Eukaryota, Viridiplantae, Streptophyta, Magnoliopsida, Fabales, Fabaceae. The record is from RefSeq and is a predicted model, not a curated record. The transcript has 3 exons.